AUGAGCUCUACAGUGUCAGAUUCGCUUUUAUCUCUCUUUGCAGAGGACCGUGUGCACACCACUUACACGCCCUACGAAAAUGUCCCUGAAAGUGAAAAUGUGGUCAAGGCUGAUAUCCCUGAUGAAAUUGAAACUGCGGCUACAGCUGAAGUCCCUCAAAUCAUCAACAUGCCUCCAUUCCCGCUCUUGCCAAGCUAUCCAGAUCCAGACAAAGCUCUUGAAGAUAUGAAUGCUUUUGCUUUGCCAUUUGGAUUUAAAUUCAGCAAGGGUCGCUCGCGUGCUUCAAAUGGUGUACCGAAGAAUGUUGAUGUAAUGUGUCGUCGUGGUCGACAGGCCCGAUCAUCAGUCCCCAAGAUUGACUGUCCAUUUCGGGCAGUUAUUCGAAAUAGGAAACAGGGUAACGAAGGUUGGGUUGUCGAUGUCAAGAAUCUUACUCACAAUCAUCCACCAAAGUUUGAAACCUCCAAUUUAUUCGCCAAUCAAUCAUUUUCUCAGACUGCACAACCUACUCAACAAUCUGCUCAGACUGCUGAAGCUGGUCCAGUUGCUCCAGAGCCUGCUCAGCAACCUGCUUCCGAGAAUACCCAAGCUGGUCUAGUUGCUCCAGAGCCUGCUCAGCAACCUGCUCCCGAGACUACCCAAGCAGAUGUGCAUGCAACUCCUUCUGCUGAAAGUGACCAUGACCAUAUUGAUAUUCCCCCAUUCCCUUUUCUGCCAACCUAUCCAAAUGCAGAUAAAGCCCUUCAUGAUAUGAAUAUAUUUGCUCAGCCUCAUGGCUACGCAUAUGUUAAAGGCCGCUCCCGGAAUCAGAACAACAUACCCAAAAACAUCGAUGUUAUCUGCGAUAGAGGCCGUCGGCCUUCUUCUAAACGCCUAUACCAGACCCAGGAUGAUGCAACAGAUGCACUCGACGCUUCAUCCACCCCAAUUCGAAAAAGAAAGUCGCGCAUGAUUGACUGCCCUUUUCUGGUCAUUCUUAGAUACAGACGAAGAGACAACAAUUGGGUUGUUGAUUCUAAAAUAACAACCCAUAACCACCCCCCGACUGAGGCAUCUCGUCACACCCGCCACCGUCAAGCAGAGAUCCAACAACAUCUCCCCUGGAUCCGACAGCUUCUUCUGCAGGACAUUCCCUACAAUGUCAUAAUCAAUGCGAUACAGGGUAUCGCUCAAGAAGACGGUAAAGUAAGUUGUCUUGUACCGCGAGAUUUAUGGGACCUCAAACGUACUAUACAACUUGAGCCAAGUCCCGCUGCAGCGACACCGGCCUCAGCCCGUGCAGCAGUGCUUCGAGAAGCAGAAACCAGCGCUGCUUUAGCCCGGGAAUCCGAAGCUCGCACCGCAGCUCUUCGUGCAGAAUCAGAUCGUGAAAAAUUAACUCGCACAGCUGAAUUCAAUGCUGCUGUGGCAAAGGCCGCAGAAGAAGCUACUGCUAUCGCACUUCGUUCUGCUGCUGCUAGAAUUUCAGCCGUUAGAAGAGCGGCUGCCAUGGCUGCUUCAUCUAGCGUCGUAACUUCUAGGAUAGCAUCAACCCCCACGGCUGAUGUUGAUGGAGACCAUGCGCUGGCAAUUCUUACAGAGGCGCGUCAAGGAGCAAUGAGUCGAGGAGUUUCUGCAGUACCCGCUACACCUGUUGUCGACGCAGCUGCACGUCGAGAAGUGGAUGGCCGAGCAAGAACUAUUCCUCCCAGUCCAAAAACAUCUACAGUACUCUAUCCUGGGAUCCCGGCGACAAUGACAAGUUGCGAGAAGUGGUAG
This is a messenger RNA of Penicillium taxi, 1758 nucleotides long. RefSeq lists its product as uncharacterized. Bases 1 to 1758 code for a protein of 585 amino acids. Lineage: Eukaryota; Fungi; Ascomycota; Eurotiomycetes; Eurotiales; Aspergillaceae. The record is from RefSeq and is a predicted model, not a curated record. The transcript has a single exon.